This is a messenger RNA of Cydia fagiglandana, 2483 nucleotides long. It is a transcript of the gene nclb, whose product is annotated as periodic tryptophan protein 1 homolog. The record is from RefSeq and is a predicted model, not a curated record. Gene Ontology annotation, cellular component: nucleus. Gene Ontology annotation, molecular function: protein binding. The coding region runs from base 123 to 1514 and encodes 463 amino acids. NCBI's taxonomy places the organism in Eukaryota, Metazoa, Arthropoda, Insecta, Lepidoptera, Tortricidae. Gene Ontology annotation, biological process: rRNA processing. The transcript is spliced from 13 exons.
AGAAGCAUGCGUGUUCUGUGCAUGUGUUUUUACAAAGUAUUUGAAUAGAAUGUGCUAUGUGCAUUGAUCGACACAUGCGCACCUAAGCUUUUUUUAAUUAUAAGGCCUAAACGAGAAUUAAAAUGGAAGAAAAUACACCUACUGUUAGUUUGGUCUCCUGUAUGCACUUUGUGCGCCGCGGGGUAGCCAAAGAAGUUCCUGAAAAGAUCGAGCUGACAGAAAAAGAGCUUGAGAAAAUUAUAAAACAAACUGCAGAUGAGUUGCGUUUAACAGAGAGAGGAGAAGAUGUAUCGGACGAUGAGGCUGAGGCAGGUCCCAGCUCUGCCCGACCUCCUCCCGAGAAUCCCAAUGAUGAGUUUGAUUUUGAAAAGUAUGAUGAAGAGGAUUCAACUAACCCAGUGGGCAUAGGAACUGUAGCAACUUUACCCAACUUGGGAGACUUGGGUGACAAUGUCCAGAUUAGGACAGACGGGCCGGACAGCGACGAGGAGGAUGACAUCAUCAAGCCCAGCGACAACCUGCUGCUCGUCGGCCACGUGGAGAGCGACGCCAGUGUUCUUGAAGUCUACAUUUUCAACAAAGAAGAAGAUUCCUUUUACGUACACCAUGACAUCGUUCUGCCGUGGUUCCCACUGUGCAUCGAGUGGCUGAGCCACGACCCUUCAGACACCAAACCAGGUAAUCUUUGCGCCUUGGGUGGCAUGGACCCAGUCAUCCAGGUGUGGGACCUGGACAUCGAGAACUGCCUCGAGCCGGCCUUCAAACUCGGCCGGAAACCCAACAAAAAGAAGAAGACCAAGAGAGUUGGCCAUAAAAACGCUGUCUUGGACAUGUCUUGGAAUAGAAAUUUUACUCAUGUUUUGGCUAGUGGGUCCGCUGACAACACAGUGCUGUUGUGGGACCUGGACCAGGGAACCCCCCACACGAAGCUGGACUAUUUUCAGGAUAAAGUGCAGUCUCUGAGCUUCCACUUGCACGAGCCGCAGACGCUGUUGUCGGGGAGUUGCGACGGCGCGGCGCGCGUGUCGGACUGCCGCGACGCGGCGGCGCACCGCGCCUGGCGGCUCGGCCCCGAGAUCGAACGCGUCGCCUGGGACCCCCACAACCCCUACUGUUUUGCAAUGAGCAACAACGAAGGGCGCGUGGCGUACGUGGACGUGCGGCACGACCAGCCCGUGUGGGAGCUCGCGGCGCACGACAAGGAGGUCACAGGUCUCAUCCUUAGCGAAAUUCCCGGCCUAAUGGUUACCGUCAGCACGGACGGCAAACUCAAGACUUGGGACAUUCAAAGGUCGCCGCCGGCGCAGGUGAGCGAGCGCGCGAGCCGCGUGGGGCAGGCGCUGUGCGCGGCCGCCUGCCCCGAGGCGCCCUUCUCGCUGGCGCUGGGCGGCGACAACAAGGAAUGCUUCAUCGAGAUGCUCGACCUCACCGCCAACGAACAAGUAUCAAGCCUGUUCGAACCUCGAGCCGCGGCCGCAGCGCCUGCGGCCGGCGCCACCGCCAUGGAGACGUAGACCCCAAUGAAUAUAUUACAAACACACCAACAUACACACACAUUCGCAUUAGGCUCGUAGAUUGCGGCUAACGCGGUAUCAAUGUCCUGUAACUACAACAUAGAUGUUUUCUGUGUCUCAAUUCUCGAUAAGACAGUAAAUCUAUACCACUCUAUAGCUAACUCGAAGUUUAGCCGGACACUUUGCCGGACUAAGCCUUUGAACGAGCUCUGUUUUAACAAAAAACUGUCAAGCAACAUUCAUGUAAGCUUAUUUGUUGAGAAGAAAGAGUUUUUGUCUGUAGAACAAGUGUAGUCUUAGAAAAAAUCGUGGCCCCCAAGUUUAUCACAGCUUAAUGACUCGUUCCAUGAGUCGACGGAGCGGGGCUCCUAUUUCUGGGCAGUUUGCCCUUCGGGCAUCUGAAGCAACCUAACGAACCUAUCCUGCCUAUAUAUUGGUUUAAUGUGACUAUAGUCAAAACAUUACACAGGAACAUUACGAUCUGCCUGAUCUUACGAUCGGCCGCCGACAUAUAUAUUAGUAUACCACACCAUUGGUCAACAUAGCUUCGAAAGACCUACGAAUCCUACGAUAUGACGUUCUGAUAGUCCAUAGGAUGAUUUCGUAUUAACAUAAGUGUACAUACAAGCUAUAUUUAGCUACCUAAAAAAUUAAUUUACAGUACAUAUGGUCCUAUUUUCCCGCACUAGUGCGUAAAAUAGCACUUUUCGUGCGAUGUCAAAAGUUUAAAGGGCCAUAUGUACUGUAAAACGUUGUACUAUACACGUGCGAAUAGGUAAUUCGUAACUCGUGUCGAUUUAAAACACUCCCUUCGGUCGUGUUUUAAUUUAUCGCCACUCGUUUCGAAUUUCCUCUUUUUCGCACUUGUAUCGUAAAUAACUAUUAAGCAGAUAUGGUACGGGUUUUAUAUUGAUGUUUAUAAACCCUACGUAUAUACUUGUUGUAAUAAAAAAAGUACUUAUUCUUCAA